Salvia hispanica is the source of this 1632-nucleotide messenger RNA. RefSeq names its product sialyltransferase-like protein 2. The record is from RefSeq and is a predicted model, not a curated record. Gene Ontology annotation, molecular function: sialyltransferase activity. NCBI's taxonomy places the organism in Eukaryota, Viridiplantae, Streptophyta, Magnoliopsida, Lamiales, Lamiaceae.
GUAAAGAAAAACAAACUCGUUUCACUCUCAAACUAAUUGGGAGAAAUAAUUAUUGAAGAAUUUGCAGAGUUUAGAUGAGGCUGUUGCAGCUAGCAUUUCUGGUUGCUUUAACCUCUGGAAUUGGAGCUCUUCUCGUUUACAUCACCGGCGUUUCCAAUUUCGAUCGGCCGCCUGGUCUUUCCAGUGAUGAUCUGGAGGCAUUGAGAUCUUUACAGAGUCAUUUCGGCAAGUGUGUGAGUGCAAAUGGUUUAGGUUUACAAGCUGUAAGGGGUAGAGAUGAUUGUGAGGUUUCGCUGCAGUUCCCCAGUGAGACUGUCCCGAAAUGGAAAGAUCCCAAAUCGGGAGAACUUGAAGGCUUGACUUUUGAUUUCAAUCUUUGCGAAGCAGUGGCUACAUGGGAGCAGGUGCGGAAUAGUACUACUGUUCUGACUCGAGAAUACAUUGAUGCUUUGCCAAAUGGAUGGAGAGAUUAUGCUUGGCGGAGGAUCAAUAAGGGAGCCCUACUGAAUCAAUGCGAGAAUAAAACUCUGUGCAUGGAGAAACUCUCACUGGUGCUUCCGGAUAAUCCUCCUUAUACGCCAAGGCAAUUUAGCCGAUGUGCUGUCAUUGGUAAUUCAGGUGAUCUUCUAAGAAACAAGUUUGGAGAUGAAAUAGAUAGCUAUGAUGCUGUUUUCAGAGAGAAUGGAGCGCCUAUAGAGAAUUUCACAGAAUAUGUUGGUACGAAAAGCACAUUUCGCCUCCUCAACAGGGGUUCUGCAAAAGCUCUUGAUAAAGUCGCUGAGUUGUAUGACAAGGGAAAGGAGGUCUUGAUCGUCAAAACAACAAUUCAUGAUAUCAUGAACAAGAUGAUCCGGGAAGUUCCCAUACUAAAUCCAGUUUAUCUGAUGCUAGGAGCAUCAUUUGGCUCAGCUGCAAAAGGAACCGGGCUAAAGGCUCUUGAAUUUGCUCUCUCCAUUUGUGACACUGUUGAUAUGUAUGGCUUUACUGUUGAUCCUGGUUAUAAAGAAUGGACUAGGUAUUUUUCAGAAUCUCGACAAGGGCAUACCCCUCUGCACGGUCGCGCAUACUAUCAAAUGAUGGAAUGUCUUGGUCUUAUCAAAAUCCACUCUCCAAUGCGGUCUGAUCCAAAUCGGAUAGUGAAGUCAGUACCGAGCCGCAGCUUAAUUACAGCAGCCCGCAUUGCAUCAGAGAAGUUGUUGAGGAGAGUUGGAGCCGGAUCUUCAGAUCCCUUAGCCAAAUGCUCCAUCAUUGCAAAGCAAAUAAGGGGCAAGUCGAACCAAGUAUUGAGCUCAAGAAAAGCUGCUGUCGAGCAUCAAAAAUAUGUGAAAAAUACGAGAAUGUAUCCUCUGGAACACCAUCCUAGGCACGGACAGCUCUGCACCGUUCCAUCCAGGUAGUACUUAGAAGAGAAAUUGCACAACACUUUUCAACAUUGUUGAUUGAGAUAGAAAAAAAGGCCAUCCUUCUUUUAGCUUUUAGAAUGAUCCUUUGUUCUGUAAUGGAAGAGUAAUUCAUGUCUGUAUUGUAGAAUAGUCAUUUCAUUCAUGGCGUUGUAAUUUUAAUUUUGACCUUCAUAUUUGAUUAAGGUAACGAUUAAAUUAAAGAUUUAUUAAUCCCAUAUUAACAUACUUA